Gavialis gangeticus (Gharial) is the source of this 2784-nucleotide messenger RNA. RefSeq names its product membrane associated ring-CH-type finger 4 (gene MARCHF4). Bases 1 to 723 code for a protein of 240 amino acids. The record is from RefSeq and is a predicted model, not a curated record. Lineage: Eukaryota; Metazoa; Chordata; Crocodylia; Gavialidae. Gene Ontology annotation, biological process: protein ubiquitination. Gene Ontology annotation, molecular function: zinc ion binding; ubiquitin-protein transferase activity. The transcript has 4 exons.
AUGAAAAGUGACGGGGAGCUACUGAGCCCGUGUCGAUGCGACGGAUCGGUGAAGUGCACGCACCAGCCAUGCCUCAUCAAGUGGAUCAGCGAGCGGGGCUGCUGGAGCUGCGAGCUGUGUUACUACAAGUAUCACGUCAUUGCCAUAAGCACAAAGAACCCCCUGCAGUGGCAGGCCAUCUCUCUGACCGUCAUCGAGAAGGUUCAGAUAGCGGCGGCCAUCCUGGGGUCCCUCUUCCUCAUCGCCAGUAUCUCGUGGCUCAUCUGGUCGACCUUCAGUCCUUCCGCCAAGUGGCAGCGCCAGGACCUGCUCUUCCAGAUCUGCUAUGGGAUGUAUGGCUUCAUGGACAUUGUCUGUAUAGGUCUAAUAAUCCAUGAAGGGCCCUCAGUUUACCGGAUUUUUAAACGGUGGCAGGCGGUAAAUCAGCAGUGGAAAGUGCUGAACUAUGACAAAACAAAGGACAUGGAGGAACAAAAAACAGGGACCAGGACAAACCAACGACCCUCUUCCCAAACCAACCAUUCGUCCUCCACCGGUGGUGCAGCCAGCAACUCCACUCCCGCCGACAACGGGGCUCGGGGCACCGGCCAUGCCACGGGCACCCUCUCUGACCACCACUGUGCUUAUACCAUCCUGCAUAUACUCAGCCACCUGAGGCCUCACGAACAGAGGAGCCAAUCUAGCACUAACAGGGAGCUCGUCAUGAGGGUUACGACGGUCUGAGCUAAGAUUUCAGGAGGCCUUAACACGAAGCAGAGGAGACAAGGAACCCUACCGCAGAGGAGCAUGGUGUGCCUUUUUCUUUCUUUUUUUCUUUUUUCCUUUCUUUCUGUUUUCUUUUUUGUAGCUGCACAAGGCGUAUACACGACACGUGGCCAACUGAGGAGGGAGGAGGAGGGAGAGGCAGAGCCGCGCACCCAUGCUGAAGAGGUUCAUUUUUUUUCCAGCCAGUAAAUAUUAAAACACGAGAAAAAAAAACAAAAAACCAACCAACAAAACAAGUGCAAUACAGACUAAAAACUGAGGAGGCAGAGGUUUGGGGGGACACAGAGGAACAGCUGGUAUUAGCAUGUCUUACAAGUUUUAUUACCUGGGAUGGGUAACGUUCGUUUUCUACAUACAUCCACACACGCACGCACGCGCGCACGCCCCGCACGCAGUGGGAUGACGGCAACCGGAGGGAGUGAAGGAAGCAAAGUAUUUUGGAGUAUUUGUCAAACCAGGGGACCCAGGGAUGGGAGUCGUUGUAUUUCCUACAUCGUUCUGGAGCCCUGUACUGUUUGUGAUGGGAUAUUUCCAAUGAAAUGGCUUGGGAUUUUCAGUAUUGAUUUAAAAAAGAGAGAGAGAGAGAGAGAGAGAGAGAGAGAAAGGCAAUUCCUUCCAAAUUUCACCAAAACCACCCCCCUGAUUUCACAGUUUCCCACCAAAGGAGGCUCUGGGGUGGGGGGCCUGGGAGGGGAGUUGUGUGACUGACCUUUGGAUGUUUUGGGUGAAUGUUGUACAGAAAUGUUCGGCGGGCGUUUUCAAGCACAAGUCCUGGUGUGAUUUAUGCUUUCAUGACCCCAAACUGAGCGCCCAACCUUUCUCACUCAUGGAAACCAUCUUCCAUGCCGACUUCCAGGUUACCUUCCUCCCGUUGCCCCCGGCUGAACGCGUAGGGCCAGGCCCAGCCCCUCAGGGUUUCUCCUGCGCCAGCGAUUCAUCCACUCAUCAGACACGUAUUGUUUUUUCGGGUGUGUGUAUCCCCACAUCAGAGUCUCUCUUGGUCCUCUAGGUUAAGCCCUCAGUCUCUGGUUUGUUAGCUCAUCGUCUAGUCUAUGCCAUUCAGUCAUUCAGCAGAGACUUUAGUCUUCAGAGGGAGCACAGUCCCUACCUUACUUUAUUACACUUUUAAUAAGUGUCCUUCUCGUAGGACUUCUCCGUGGAGGUGCCAGUUGCUCUUCAAGAACGCUCUCUUUCAAUGCACAACGGCUGAAUCCUUUGUGGGUAUUAAAGGGACACUGUCAAGUACUUUUUAAAUAGUUUUUAGGGUUUUUUUAUUACUCUCCAUUGUUUGUAAUAUUCUCUUUAAAAGCUUGAAAAUAAAAUUUCUUUCCCUACUGAUUUUGUCCUUUUCCAUUUGACAUACGCUCUUCUCCCCGCUUCCCCCACCUCCGCUCAUGCCACUCCCUUCCACCUCUCUCCCUCCUCCUCCUCCCCCUUCCUCCCCUCGUACUGUAACCGGGUGUCAAACGUGGCCGCACACGGUUUACGUCCUUUCCACGUGCCCUGGCAUCCCUGAAGACGCGUGCCCCAGCCCCGAGGAGCAGAGCUGUCUUGUUACCCUCUCAUCAGCGGACCAACAACCAGUACCAAUAUCGGGCAUUAACUAGGUCUGGAGGAAUGGCAGUCACAAUUUCAGCCCCCAAGUCUGGCCGCUGGCCACCCAGAGCCAAAUUGGAAGCGCCUAAAUCACAUUGGCUUGAUUUUUCAGACGGGCUGAGCUGCAGGUUUUGUGCUACCAGUCUUCGCCGUAAGAUUGGUAGCACACCUCUCACAGCGUCCGCUGGAGGCUCAGCACCUCUGGAAAGCAGGCAGAGCUGAAUUGGGCCCUGCCCGUGGAUUCCCAUUGCCUCAUUUAUGGCACCCAGACUUGAACCUGCCAGCCCUCCAGUGAUGUAGAGCACCGACGAGAGUGGUGUUUUACGGGAGGUCCCGUUUUAGGCCUCGAUUACUUGACAGUGUCCCUUUGAAUACCAAACUACACCAAAACAGGGGUUAUGGCAGAUGAGGAGUGAGACGAGG